Messenger RNA from Panicum virgatum (switchgrass), 1294 nucleotides. Its product is annotated as F-box protein SKIP8-like. NCBI's taxonomy places the organism in Eukaryota, Viridiplantae, Streptophyta, Magnoliopsida, Poales, Poaceae. The transcript has 3 exons. Bases 168 to 1034 code for a protein of 288 amino acids. The record is from RefSeq and is a predicted model, not a curated record. Gene Ontology annotation, molecular function: protein binding.
CCCCCCCAGCGUGCCCCGCCCCGCCCCGCUCCUCAUUCAUUCCCCAUCUCGUCUCCGGCGACAAAACCCUAGCCUCCUCUUCCGUGUGAUGGGAUGCCGUCCAAACCCUACCCCGACCCCCUGACCACCUCCUCCUCCCCCGCCGCCCCCGCGACCUGGAUGUCCGCAUGGACGGUGCCCGGGCCCUGAUCGCCGCCGGGGCCACCGCCGUCUGCUGCCUCGUCUGCGCCUUCUGGGCCUUCAGCGCCUCCUCCUCCUCUCCCUCCUUCUCCAAGAAGCAGCAAUCCCCUUCGCUGCACUGCUGCGGCUGCGCCUCCUGCGGCUGCCGCGCCGCCAAGUCGGCCAACGGCGAGAUGGCCGUGGGCGGGGAGAACAAGAAGAAGGCGCAGGAGCCGGCCCCGCCUGAGGGCGGCGGCGGCGGCGCCUCCAUGAUGGAGCAGCUCGUCCCCGAGAUCACCACCCACGCGCUCAGCUACCUCGACUACACCAGCCUCUGCCGCCUCUCCAUGACCAACUCCGCCAUGCGCCGUGCCGCCAACGACGACGGCGCCUGGAAGGCGCUCUACCACAAAGAUUUUACAGUGGAGCAGGGUACUAUAAAUCCACCUAAUGGAUGGAAGGCAUACUAUGCUGCUACAAAAGCCAUCAUGAAUCUUAAUGCAGAAUUCUACAAUAUCAUCAGGGAAGGGUCCUUGCCAGCAAUGAGCCGAUUUUGGCUCAAUGCAGAUUAUGUUAAGUGUAUUCACGCGACUGGGGAGUUCUUCACUGGAUACAAUGCGGUGAUGGAGGGCUGGGGCUUGCUGUUCAACUGGGGCCAAGAUGGAGGGCAGGGCAUUGCUUUCCAGAUACGGGAUGUCCGUGUUCGUGUCCUUGGUGAUGUGGCAUGGGUCAACUUGAAGGCUAACGUCGACGUUGACCCUGUGCUGUUCCAUGUGACGAAUGUGUAUGAGUUCCGCAAUGGCAGGUGGUACAUGGUUCACCACCACAGUUCGCUCAUGGCUGACCCUCCUGUUCCGCAUAAUAUGUUUGGUUGAAGCUGGAGAGUGAAAGCAUGAAAUCUUGGUGAGGAAACUAGAUGGCGCGCUUGGACGUGGCGUGCUCCUUGACUGGUACUAGAUUAUCGGAUGUAUUUGAGGAGAGAUUUCGUUCCCCCAUCGAUUUUCUCCGUUCGGGAUCUCCUGUCGAUAUUACCCUUCUGGAUGUCCAUUCUGCAGCUUUGUAUAAAUGUGUUUUAGGUGUUAAACUUAAUUGAUGAAAGGAAGGUUAUGGCGCCCUGUGGGCUGCGGCUGACUUA